This is a messenger RNA of Blepharisma stoltei, 2284 nucleotides long. The record is from the annotation of a GenBank genome assembly. Lineage: Eukaryota; Ciliophora; Heterotrichea; Heterotrichida; Blepharismidae.
AUGAUAGAGAUUACUAUUUCUCCCAAAGAAAGCGAAGGAAGCCCAAGAGAAUUUUACAUUUCUGAGAGCCAAAAUAGUGAAAAAUAUGAGAAAAUUUGCUUGCAAACUGAUGACCAACUUCAUCGCUAUGUACAGCUUUCAUGGGAUGAUGUUAAUUAUUAUGCGACCACGAAAGGCAAAACUCUGCAUAUCUUAAAAAGCGUCUCUGGAUAUGCAAAUCCUGGAGAGUUUUUAGCUAUUAUGGGUGCAUCUGGCUCAGGAAAAACUACAUUAUUGAACAUCUUGGCAAAUAGAGUAAGAAGUGGAAAUAAAGCUGAAAUGACAGGAAUAAUCUCCGCAAAUGGUAAAGAUGCAAGAGAAUUCAAUAUAAGUAAGUAUGCAGCCUAUGUAACCCAAGACGAUGUUUUACUGCCUGCAUUGACUCCAAGAGAUUGCCUAAUGUUUUAUGCUAAGCUAAGAUGCCCUGGAACAGAUAAAGAAAGAUAUGCAAAGGUAGAAAAAAUUCUUAGCGACCUCAAUAUUGCAGGAAUUGCUGAUAAUUUGAUAGGUAACGCAAUAAUCAAAGGGAUUUCUGGUGGAGAAAAGAAGAGAGUCUGCAUAGGAAUCGAGCUUAUGUCUGAUCCUUGCAUUAUUAUGCUAGACGAACCGACUUCGGGUCUAGACAGUUAUAAUGCAGGAAUUGUUAUCGAUUUACUAUUAAAGCAAGCCGCUAAAGGCAGAACAAUUAUUUCCACAAUCCACCAGCCAAGUUCCAAUGUUUUCAAAAAAUUUGAUAAGCUAAUGCUCCUUUCUGAAGGAAACGUAGUUUAUCAUGGCCCCUGCGACAAAUCAAGAAAAUAUUUCGCAGAGCUUGGAUAUAAAUGUCCAAAACAAGUAAAUCCAGCUGAUUACUAUAUGAGAAUACUCCACAUAACAAAUAGACAUGAAAUUACAGAUGAGGAGCAAAACAAGCUAGAUUUGUUUGUUGAAAGUUAUAAGGAAAAUUACGUAAAAGAUGCCGAGUCAAAAUAUGAGCUUUCUCAGCUACAAGAAAUAGGGACUUAUCGUCCAAACUGCUGGGUCGAAUUUUUUGAGUUGCUCAAAAGAUCAGCCAAGACAUCAGCCAAAAAUCGGCUUUCCUUAAAACUCCGUCUUCUAAUGGCUCUUUUGAUAGGAAUUUUGAUAGCUUUAAUUUUCAAUGACUUAGGCAAUGGUGAAAAAGCUAUACAAAAUAUCAAUGGAGUCCUUUAUAUGCUUUCUAUAUGGCCAGUAAUGAGUGGGAAUGGGUCAGUUAUUAUGAAUUGUAACAGUUAUUUAGAUUAUAUGGAAAGAGCAGUCUUUUUGAAAGAGCAUGAUGAAGGCUUAUAUGGGGACUGGUCAUAUUUUUUAUCUAAAAAUAUGAUAGAUAUACCUUGGACCAUGGUUUCUGGGAUCCUUACUGGAGUAAUUGCUUAUUUCAGCUUACUCCCCCCCCCCCUCCGUGAGCGAACAAAAAAAUUUUGUUCGCUCACGGAGGGGGUUAAUUUUUUUUUUUAAAAAAAAUUUAUAUAUAAAUUUUAUAAAAAAUAUUUUUUUCGAAAUUUAAAAAAAUCCUAAUUUGCAAAAAUUGGGAAGCAAAUAUUAAUUUAAUUUGCAAAAUUUAUGUUUUUUUAAAACGCAAUUUGUUUAAAAUUAAACAGAAUUAGCUCUAGAUUUCAUUAUACUAAUUAUCACUUAUAUAUCAAAAUUUUUUUCCCAUUAAAAUUUUUUCUAUUAAAAAAAAUUUUUGUUCACUCACGGAGGGUGGGUUUUUGGUCAAAAAAAUGGCGAUUUUUCUAAUGGUUUUGUUCGCUCACGGAGGGGGGGGGGGGAGUUAGGGUUAAAUCUCCAUGAUGGGUCAAAAUUUAUUAUUUUUUAUUGUAUUUAUAUUAUGGCAUUACAAUGUGGGAUGGGUUUUGGCUAUAUAACUGGGUUCUUAUUUACCACAGUAGAAGCAGCUCAUGCCUUUAGUAGUGUUCUUCUAUUUCCAUUAACUGCAUUUGGAGGAGAAAAUGUGAAAAUAAACUCAAUUCCUAUCAGUUGGAGAUGGAUUACUUAUAUUACUGUAACAUUUAUUUAGCCUUUUAAGUGGGUUUUUCAAGCAUUUACUGUUAAUGAAUACACAGAUUGGGAAAAAGAUUGUGACACAGAAUGUGAUCCAUUAGGAGAUUUAGGAUGGUCUGAUCAACAAUGGCAAGGGAUUAUUGGAAUUAUUGUCUUAAGUACUAGUGUCAGGUUGAUUGCUUAUUUUAUAUUGAAAUUACAAACUCGGAAUAAAAGAUCUUAA